UUCCCCGAUCAUUCUCGGCCCUCUGAAAUCUCCAUCGGAAAUCUCCAUCUAAACAUCCCUUCUCUCUCUCUCUAGCUUUCUCUCUCUAGAAUCUCUCAAUCAAUGUCUGGGAAAGGUGCGAAAGGUUUGAUAACGGGCAAAAGCCCAGCCCUCGGCAAGGACAAGGACAAAGACAAGGACAAGAAGAAGCCCGUUUCUCGUUCCUCUCGCGCUGGCCUUCAGUUUCCUGUCGGUAGAAUCCACCGUCUUCUGAAGUCAAGGGUCACUGCGAAUGGAAGAGUUGGUGCAACAGCUGCUGUAUACUCUGCUGCUAUAUUGGAGUACCUGACUGCAGAAGUUUUGGAGCUGGCUGGUAAUGCAAGCAAGGAUUUGAAGGUGAAGCGUAUCACCCCCAGGCAUCUGCAGCUUGCGAUUCGUGGUGACGAAGAACUCGACACCCUCAUUAAAGGAACAAUAGCCGGUGGUGGCGUGAUCCCUCACAUCCACAAGUCUCUUAUCAACAAGUCCUCCAAGGAGUGAUAUUUUUAUGGUUUCUUAUAUUGUUAACCUUUAGAGAGUGGAUUGCUGUGUACAUUUUGCUGAUAUCUUAUUGAUUGUUGAUGAUCCUUGUUGGGCUGGCAAUAACUUCCGUUUUCCUGCGAUCAAAGAGAGUUUCUUUUCUUGCCCA
Messenger RNA from Morus notabilis, 667 nucleotides. RefSeq names its product probable histone H2A variant 3. The coding region runs from base 103 to 519 and encodes 138 amino acids. Gene Ontology annotation, cellular component: nucleosome. Gene Ontology annotation, molecular function: structural constituent of chromatin; protein heterodimerization activity; DNA binding. The record is from RefSeq and is a predicted model, not a curated record. The transcript has 2 exons. Lineage: Eukaryota; Viridiplantae; Streptophyta; Magnoliopsida; Rosales; Moraceae.